This is a messenger RNA of Nannospalax galili (Upper Galilee mountains blind mole rat), 2732 nucleotides long. It is a transcript of the gene Inpp5e, whose product is annotated as inositol polyphosphate-5-phosphatase E. The transcript has 10 exons. Bases 599 to 2575 code for a protein of 658 amino acids. The record is from RefSeq and is a predicted model, not a curated record. Gene Ontology annotation, biological process: phosphatidylinositol dephosphorylation. Gene Ontology annotation, molecular function: inositol-polyphosphate 5-phosphatase activity. NCBI's taxonomy places the organism in Eukaryota, Metazoa, Chordata, Mammalia, Rodentia, Spalacidae.
AGCAACCACCGAGCGGGGCCGGGGUGACCACUGGGUCCGGCCGGGGCGAGCCCUGGGCGGGGGCGCGGUAACCCCGGCGCGGGGCGGUGGUCGUUGCUUCAGCCGCAGAGACUGUGCGGGCCCGGCUCCCCGUGCCCGGCCCGGCUGCAGCGGACUUCGGGCGUCGGGCGGUCUUGCCGGCCGAAACGAGGGCGCAGGUGAGCCCGGCCUGCAUCCGCUGGCCGGGGCGGAGGGCUGGGGUCGCCCGCAGCGCCUCGCCGGGUGCAGCGGAGGGGACAGGAGCGCUAGCCCGGGACGAAAGGCAGCCCGCCCGCCGGGCCUGGCCGCGCUGUGCUGCAGGCCGCUAUGCUGCAGGAUGCUGUAGGACCCGCACCUGGCCUGGGGAUCCCUGCUUGGCUCAGGCGUCUGUGAGGACAGGACUCCAGCCAUGCAGCCGCCGGCCGUGCUCCUGAAGGACCACCUCGGGCCACCGAGAGCCACCCGAGUUUCCUCUGCACCCAGCCAGUGACCUCUGACGUGCAUCCCUGACAACACGUGUUGCUAGCCGCCCGGAGAGGAGGCCAGGCUACCGUGGGUGAGGGCUGGCCAGGCCCCGAUUAUGCCCUCCGAGUCAGCUUGCCUGCGUCACACGGAGGCGCCUGGGCAGCUGGAGGGCAGAAUGCUCCAGGGACAGCUUCCCAGCACUGACAAGAACCUCACCCCAAGGCCAGACUCCCUACCUGCCACUGGCUCUGAGCGCCCAGAGACAAAACCCAUGCCUCUUUUCAGCAUUCCAGCUAAAAUCAGCAACCAGGACCCGCAAGCUAAGGCAAACUCCAGCACCCCACAGCCCCCUAUGAGGCCCAAGUUGGAGCGAACCCUGUCUCUGGAUGAUAAAGGCUGGGGAAGGAGGCGUGUCCAAGGCAGUCAGGAGGACCUGGCAGAGCAAAAUGGGGCUGGUCCCUGCAGGGGCUCCGUGCAGAACUCUGUCUCCAGGUCACCCCGCCACAGUCGUCCCCUGCCCUGCCUCAGCACAUCCUUGCAAGAAAUCCCCAAGCCCCGAAGGGCCACGAGCAGUGAGGGUGGAAGCCCAUCCUUGUGGAGUGACUGUCUCUCUGGAAUGAUCAGCACCUCCCUGGACCUCCUGCACAGAGAGGCUGCCCCAGGUGGGGGCUCCCCCAGGCUGGCCAGCCUGCAUCCCUCACACCCACCACCUUCCAUGGACCUCACCAUAGCCUCCAGCUCCCUGAGGACAGCAAACAAGGUGGACCCUGAAUAUGCUGACUACAAGCUCCGCAUGCAGACCAGGCUGGUCAGGGCCCACAGCAGCCUGGGGCCCGGCCUGCCCCGGAGCCCCCUGGCUGGUGAUGACCUUUCCAUUCACUCAGCCAAAUCUUCCUUCAGCCUGCUGGCACCCAUCCGCACCAAGGACAUCAGAAGCAGGAGCUAUCUGGAGGGGAGUCUCCUGGCCAGUGGGGCCCUGUUAGGGGCAGACGAACUGACCAGGUACUUCCCAGACCGGAACAUGGCGCUCUUUGUGGCUACCUGGAACAUGCAGGGCCAGAAGGAGCUCCCACCAACCCUGGAUGAGUUUCUGCUGCCCACUGAGGCUGAUUAUACCCAGGACCUGUAUGUCAUUGGAGUUCAGGAGGGGUGCUCUGACAGGCGGGAGUGGGAGACACGCCUGCAGGAGACGCUGGGCCCCCAGUAUGUGCUGCUGUCCUCAGCAGCCCACGGGGUGCUGUACAUGUCCCUGUUCAUCCGCAGGGACCUCAUCUGGUUCUGCUCAGGUGCACUGAGCCCUGUUCCCUGCCCUACAGAAGUCGAGUAUUCCACGGUAACCACACGCAUCGUGUCUCAAAUCAAGACCAAGGGGGCUCUGGGUGUAAGCUUCACCUUUUUCGGCACCUCCUUCCUGUUCAUCACGUCUCACUUCACCUCUGGAGAUGGGAAGGUGGCUGAGCGGUUGCUGGACUAUAGCAGAACCAUCCAAGCCCUAGCCCUGCCCCGGAACGUGCCAGACACCAACCCCUACCGCUCCAGUGCAGGAGAUGUCACUACCCGGUUCGAUGAGGUGUUCUGGUUUGGGGACUUCAACUUUCGCCUAAGUGGUGGGCGAGUGGCUGUGGAGGCCCUCCUGAAGCAAGACCCGGAAGUGGACGUGCUGGCACUCCUGCAGCAUGACCAGCUCACCAGGGAGAUGAAGAAAGGGUCCAUCUUCAGAGGCUUCGAGGAGCCUGAAAUCCACUUCCUCCCGUCCUAUAAGUUUGACAUUGGGAAGGACACCUAUGACAGCACCUCCAAGCAGAGGACACCCUCCUACACAGACCGAAUCUUGUACAAAAGUCGCCACAAGGGUGACAUCUGUCCCAUCAAGUAUUCCUCCUGCCCCGGGCUCAAGACGUCUGACCACCGCCCGGUAUAUGGGCUGUUCCGUGUGAGAGUGAGACCUGGACGGGACAACAUCCCCCUAGCUGCUGGCAAGUUUGACCGAGAGCUAUACUUGAUAGGAAUUAAAAGGCGGAUUUCAAAAGAAAUUCAAAAACAGCAAGUGCUAAAGAACCAGAGCUCCAGUGCCGUGUGCAGUGUUUCUUGAAGUUGCCGGACAAGGACUGGCCACUGAAACUCGGGGACCAGUCACUGGAAAGAGACAGGUGUGCUUGUUGGUGCCUCUUGCCAUGUUGGGGUCUUGAUGAACCACAGCUAGGAGCCCUCUCGCUCUCCCACCACGCAGCCCCUCCUACCCCCCCCCC